This is a messenger RNA of Anthostomella pinea, 555 nucleotides long. NCBI's taxonomy places the organism in Eukaryota, Fungi, Ascomycota, Sordariomycetes, Xylariales, Xylariaceae. The record is from the annotation of a GenBank genome assembly.
AUGGACGGACUCAACGAGUACCGCCGGGCCCACGUCGCCGAGGUCCUGUCGGAUUUCCGCACGCUGCAGUUCCACAUCGCGGCCGCGCCCACGGACCCGCCCAACGGCGCCGACUACCAGACCGAGGGCUGGGCCGCGCUGCGGCAGUGCGGGCUCGAUGGGCUGCAUAUUUUGAAUUGCGCGGCUGAUACCUCGGUGCCGCAGACGGGGGCCGGCGGCGAGGUGGAGCAGGAGAAGGCGGAGUUGAGACAAGUCCUCCUCGACGCCUGCGCCCGCAGACACGUGGCCCAGAAGAUCUACCUCCGGCAGGCGGCGGCGCAGCGCUGGGUCGAGUACCGCGAGCAGGUGCUGCAGGGCCAGCGACCGAACUUGUCGCAUCGGCGGCUGCUGAGGGCUUGCGAUGAGCACUUGCGGAAUGAACUGGCCCAGGUCACGGACGACGCUGUCUACCAGGAGCUUCAGAGUUCCGACUUGGCGAUGGGACGCUGGAUUGCGGAGGACCCAGGCUUGAGGCAGGUGCAGCGCUGGGUGCGGGCUCGGCCGCAGACGACGUAG